CGCCCGCAACGCAAGCGACUAAAUUAAUCCAAACAAAAACCACCAACACGCAGCAGCAGCAGCGACGCCAGCAGCAGGAGGAGCCAGCCAAGAAAGGAACGCCGCACUAACCAGCAGCCGCCACCAGCCCCCUCCUGCCCGGCCAGCAGCGCAUCCCUCUCCUACAAGAACCCCCCACCCGAACCGCGAUGGCUACCCCUUACUAGCUCCCCCCAACCAGCCCUCCUCUUUCUUCGUCUUCUUCUACUCUCCCGGUCUCCUCCCUUCCCUUCCAAGGAGGCAGACCCCCAAGGGAAGAAAUGGGCGGAUGCGCGGUUCUUGCCGUUUUGGCGCUGGUUCUUGCGGCGGCGGCCGGGAGCGCCGACGCGGGCAAGGGGGUGGCCAAGGGGAAGUACCGAGCACUGUUCAACUUCGGGGACUCGCUGGCCGACGCCGGCAACCUCAUCGCGAACGGCGUCCCGGAGAUCCUCGCCACCGCGCGGCUGCCUUACGGCCAGACCUACUUCGGCAAGCCCACCGGCCGGUGCUCCGACGGCCGCCUCGUCAUCGACCACCUUGCGCAAGAAUUCGGGCUGCCGCUGCUGCCGCCGUCCAAGCUCAAUCGCUCGGACUUGACGCACGGGGCCAACUUUGCCAUCACCGGCGCCACGGCGCUCGACACGCCCUACUUCGAGGCUAGGGGGCUCGGUGCUGUCGUCUGGAACUCCGGCGCCCUCAUGACCCAAAUCCAGUGGUUCCGCGAUCUCAAGCCCUUCUUCUGCAACUCCACCAAGGAGGAAUGCAAGGAGUUCUAUGCAAACUCACUGUUUGUUGUUGGGGAGUUUGGUGGCAACGACUACAAUGCACCUCUGUUUGCUGGGAAGGGCCUUACGGAGGCCUACAAGUUCAUGCCGGAUGUCAUCCAGGGUAUCUCUGAUGGUGUGGAGGCAUUGAUCGCUGAGGGCGCUGUGGAUCUUAUUGUGCCAGGAGUGAUGCCCACCGGGUGCUUUCCCGUGUACUUGAACAUGCUUGAUAUGCCAGCACAUGAGUAUGGCUCCCGAAGCGGGUGCAUCCGUCAGUACAACACGUUCUCAUGGGUGCACAAUGCACACCUGAAGAGUGCACUAGAGAAGCUCCGACCCAAGUACCCCAAUGUGCGGAUCAUAUACGGCGACUACUACACACCAGUUGUCCAGUUCAUGCUUCAUCCUGAGAAGUUUGGAUUUUACAAGCAGCUACCUAGGGCAUGCUGUGGGGCUCCUGGGUCUGUUGCCAAAGCCGCUUACAACUUCAAUGUCACAGCCAAAUGUGGCGAGCCUGGUGCUACUGCUUGUGCUGAUCCAACGACCCAUUGGAGCUGGGACGGUAUUCACUUGACGGAGGCUGCUUAUGGUCAUAUCGCCAAGGGUUGGUUAUAUGGCCCUUUCGCGGAUCAACCUAUUGUCCAGUCUUCGUGAGCAUGCCACUUCUGCCGUUGCACUUCUAGAGCAUCUGAAAAUAGUGCACUGAACUGGAGCAGGGAAAGUAGUUCUUCCAUAUAGUUCCAAUGUUGCAUACAUGUAUAUUUUCCAUUUGAUUGAAUUCAUUGCAAGUGGGGUACAAAGGUGGAAUAGGGGAUAUCAAAAGCUUGAUUUGUUAAUUUUGUCAGGCGUUAUAAAUGUAAAAUGUAAUGAACACAUGAUUACCAACAUUGCCUCUGGGAAAUAUGAUACCAAUUGUAUUUUUGAGUAGCUUCUGAUUCCGUGAUGUGUAUUCUUACACGGAAACUAGCAUUAAGCCCACACUUUGGUGUCUUGUCUCAUCUCUCAUGUAAAUCGUUCUGAAUGAUCCAAAACAAAUGGGUCUGUGUAAAGGUUAUUGAUAUGGUAUAAUGGUAUUGGAGAACUUUAAAGGUUUA
Molecule: messenger RNA, 1876 nt
Organism: Brachypodium distachyon (stiff brome)
Lineage: Eukaryota; Viridiplantae; Streptophyta; Magnoliopsida; Poales; Poaceae
Product: GDSL esterase/lipase At5g45910
Exons: 5
Coding region: 300-1436 (378 amino acids)
Molecular function (GO): hydrolase activity, acting on ester bonds
Source: RefSeq, a predicted model, not a curated record